This is a messenger RNA of Solanum lycopersicum (tomato), 1185 nucleotides long. Its product is annotated as F-box/kelch-repeat protein At3g23880-like. Lineage: Eukaryota; Viridiplantae; Streptophyta; Magnoliopsida; Solanales; Solanaceae. The record is from RefSeq and is a predicted model, not a curated record. Gene Ontology annotation, molecular function: protein binding.
AUGAUAUCUGAAGGUCGUCAUCGACGCCCAAAACAGAGGAGGCUGAGAAGGCGUACUGAAAUUUCUAGGGAAGAUUCCAUGGGGUGUUUGCCAGAAGAACUGAUCCUAGCUAUUCUUGUAAGGGUUCCAGUUAAAUACCUCUUACAGUUCAAAUGUGUUUCCAAAAAUUGGUUUAAUUUGAUAUCUAGCCCUGAAUUUGUGAAAACUCAUCUUGAUUUUUCUGCUAACGAUUACACCCGCCAUAUGUCUCUGUUACAAUAUAAUGCACUAUCGACGGAGAUUAAAUAUUGUUAUGUUACUUGUUUAUUUCAUGAACCUGUUAUUGAGGCGCUUGAUUUGUAUUGUCCCAUGAAAAAUACACCUCAAAGUGUUCAAAUUUCGGGUUCUGUUAAUGGUUUGGUUUGUCUUUCUGAUGGGUUUGGUAGGUUGGUGCUAUGGAAUCCAUCAAUUAGAAAGUUCAAGAAUGUGUUUGGAUUUCUGCCUACAAAGAUGGGUUCCGCCUGGUUCAAGAGUGGUUUUGGAUAUGAUGAGGUCCAUGAUGACUAUAAGGUAGUGGGUAUUUUUAGUAACAUGGUUAAGGCCUAUUUUGAGGCUGUCAUAUAUAGUUUAAAAAGGGAUUCUUGCACAACACUUGAAGAUUUUAAACCUGGGGUGACUUACUGUGGUGAUGCUAAAUUUGUGCAUCGUAAACUUCAUUGGAUUACUUAUCGUAGACGUGGUUGGGGCAUCUCGUGUAUUGAUUUGGUUGAAGAGAAAUGGGGAAAGUUGGAGCUGCCUAGCUGCAAAGAAGAACAAGAAUUGAAGCUUGGAGUGUUGCAAGGUGAUCUUUCGUUCCUCUCUAGUAAUGAUGAGAGAAAUCACUCUGAUGUGUGGGUAAUGAAGGAAUAUGGAGUUAAAGCAUCUUGGACAAAACUGUAUACCAUCAGGUAUCCCGAGAACUAUAAGCUAGUGACGCCCCUUUUCACGUAUAGUAAAGGUAAAAUUCUACUCGCGUUUAAAUCAUCUUUGGCGAUAUAUGAUCCAAAGAACGACUCUAUCACAUAUCCAACGGUUACUAAUGUUGAGCUUACUGACUCUAUCACACAUGCAACGUAUAAUAUUGACGUUACUAGUUAUUACAGCAUUGUUGAGGCAGAAAUCUGCAUUGAAAGCCUAGUUUGUCCGGAUUUACCAAACAAAUAUUGA